UGGCUUCCCGUUCCUCACCUGGAGAUCCAGGGAAGAAAUUAUCUAACGUAGUACGGGAGAUUUGAGGGCCGUGGCAUUGCGGAGGGGCUGGGAGUAUAAAAACUACCUGCCUAACAGCUCAGGUGAACCUUUGGAGACGCCCGUAGUCGGGGAGGGAUGGAGUGCCUCAUCCGAGAAGCCACAAGUGACGACUGUGAGCACCUCAUGAGCUUGAUACAGGAAAUUGCUGCCUUCCAUCACUUACUGGAUGACGUGACGAUAAAUUCUCAAGUUUUAAAAGCAGAUGGUUUCGGCAAGGACCCCUUCUACAAAUGUAUUGUGGCUGAACUGCCCGUGGAAAAUGGACGCAAGCAAGCUUGCCCCAUCGGCUACGCACUAUACUUCUUUGGGUACAGCGUCAACCACGGGAGGAUGGUAUACUUGGAAAAUCUGUACGUGGUGUCAGAAUGCAGAGGCAAAGGAAUUGGGAAGCAAUUACUGAGCAAAGUAGCAGAGAUUGCUCUUGCUGCUGGCUGCGUCGAGAUGAAGUUUGUCACCAUGGAAUGGAACCACCCGGCCAAGGAAUUUUACAACUGCCUGGGGGCUCACGACGCCACUGAGUCGGAACAACUGCACUGCAUGGAGUUGGGCCACGCCACCUUGCAAAGGUUGGUGCAAAGCAGGAAGGAGCUGUGAUCAUAUCCUCGGGCCUGAGCCAAACCACGGACAGCAGUUAUGGCCCACCGAGCCCUGAACUGCGCCUUGCCGAGACAGCCAACUCAAAAGGUCUCCGUUACAAAUGACCAGCAAUCUCGCUUCCCACCUUUGUCGCAAAAAGCUGUAGGCAUUUCUCUUUUCUGUUGGAAGGACAGUGACAGUUUUGGAGAGUGAAGUUCCCCACUUUGGGGGGGAAGAUCAAGCACCUUGCUGUUUUGGAUUCACCAGCCAUCCGCCAUGUGAAGUCAGAACACCCACUUACCUGAGUAUGCAAUGGAGGGAAUCCGUUUCCUCCAUCUUAGAAUGAAAAGAGUAAUUUUCCCCCCAGACAUAGAUUUCUGAGUUCCCCAUAUUCCUACCAACAGACAAAGCAUAAACAUGCAAAGUUUCAUCCUAGCUUGUCUGGAAGAUACAUCGCAGCAGCUGUUUCUGUAGCAGGGAUAGCCAAUGUGGCACCCUCCAGAUGUUGUUGGACUGUGACACUCAUCAUCCUUCCCUAUUGGCCAUGCUGGCUGGGCCUGACUGUUGCUUGUAUAUUUUAUAUAUUCUUAGCUUUGCCUUCUCUUUGGCCUGAGGUGGGCUAUACAUUUAAGUAA
This is a messenger RNA of Rhineura floridana, 1292 nucleotides long. Its product is annotated as thialysine N-epsilon-acetyltransferase-like. NCBI's taxonomy places the organism in Eukaryota, Metazoa, Chordata, Lepidosauria, Squamata, Rhineuridae. Gene Ontology annotation, molecular function: N-acetyltransferase activity. Bases 157 to 675 code for a protein of 172 amino acids. The transcript has 6 exons. The record is from RefSeq and is a predicted model, not a curated record.